This is a messenger RNA of Effrenium voratum, 1794 nucleotides long. The record is from the annotation of a GenBank genome assembly. NCBI's taxonomy places the organism in Eukaryota, Dinophyceae, Suessiales, Symbiodiniaceae.
AUGCUUCACAGCGCGGUCGCCCAGGCCAUCGUUUCAGAGCUGCCGGCGCGAGCGGCGCCGUCGCCCGCAGGCCGGGCCCGGGCGCUUCCUGCCGAACGCCCGAGGACACGCUCCGCCGCCCUUGCGGCGGUGCUUGCCGGUGCCCGAUGCGGAGCUCGCUGGAGGCGAAUAGCCCUUGGCGCCUCCCGCGACAGCGAGGGCCGGAAGAUUUCGGAGCCUCCGACCUUCGAUGCGAGCGACGCGAGCUCCGUGCUGUCGACGCACCUCGUGGAAUUCCGGGAGAGGCCCUUCGGGGUGUUGGCGUAUGCUCCGAGCACGAGUGGUCGAGGCGCCAUGGUCUGGGAGCUGGGAGCGGAGCGGUACCCGAAUGACCCACAGGGCCGUGCCCGGCGGUGUGGGGUGCAGGAGGGCUUCAUCGUGCGGAAGAUCAACGGCCAGGAUGUGUCGGCCUGGGACUUCGACGACAUCCUGGACGUGCUGGGCGACAAGACCUUGGACAACUCCAGCGGCAAGUUCCAGUGCCUCUCGCGGGGCUCGCGGAAGUCGUCGGCCGCGGAGCUGCCGGUGAGCCUCGAGUUGGUGACCUGCCGUCCCACAACGGCGCCGUCGGUUUCAGCGCAUGAAGCACCCUGUGAAGCGGCCGAAGCGGCGGUUUCAGCGCUGCGGUACCCUGGGCCUCGAGGUGUGGACGACGCCUUUGUGGCGCAGCUGCUGCGAGUGCAGGGAGAGCACCCGGGAGAGGUGGUGUUCUCCUUGGAGGAGGCGAUUCGCCUGGUGGAGGAUGCAAAGCGCGUGUUCCAGGGCGAGGAGACCCUGCAGCGUGUCCAGCUGGACCAGGUGGUGAUCGUGGGGGAUCUGCACGGCCAAUUCUUCGACCUGCUGCGCAUCUUCGAGGCCUUGGGCCUGCCCUCGGAGGCCCGGCCCUUCCUCUUCAACGGCGACUUCGUGGACCGCGGGGACCACUCGCUGGAGGUGAUCUUUACGCUGCUGGCGCUGAAGCUGCGCUUCCCGCGGCAGGUGAUGCUGAACCGCGGCAACCACGAGGCCGCGGAUUUGAACCUCCGCUACGGCUUCGCCCAGGAGAUCCGGGACAGGUACGGGGUGCAGGGGCGAAGGCUCUUCGACGCCUUUGCUGAGGCCUUCAGGUGGCUGCCCCUGGCCCACGUGCUCUCUGACCAGGUCUUCGUAGUUCAUGGCGGGCUGCCGGGGCCAGACCCCCGCCUGCCCUUCAAGGACGAGGGCGGGGCCGGCACUGGGUACGCAGCCCAGGCGGCUUCAGGGCGCCGGGGCGGCGGCCAGAAGCUGUCGCUGCUGGGCUACAACCCGGACAACGUGUCGCUGCCGCCGCGGCGCUGCGAGCUGAGCCUCGCGGACAUCGCAGCGCUGCCGCGGGGCGCGGACCCGGCGGUGGAGCUGGGAGCGCUGCGGGAGCUGCCGGAGGAGGAGGCGGAGGUGCAGCGGCUGAUUGUGGAUCUGCUUUGGGCGGACCCCAGGGGCAAGACGGGCUACGGGCCCUCCUACCGGGUUCGCAAAGGGUGCUACAUCUUCGGGCCGGACGUGACCUCGGCCUUUCUCCGGCGGAACGGCUUGCGCCUCAUGAUCCGGUCCCAUGAGGUGAAGGUCGCAGGCUACGAGUGGACGCACCCGGAUUGCAUCACCGUGUUCUCGGCGCCCAACUACUUGGGCCACGCGCAGAACCGAGGGGCGGUGAUCCAGCUCGCCCUCGACGAGCAGGGGUUCCUGGCUCCCUCCUUUCUGAGCUUCGCAGCUGAGGGCGGCCUCGUGUCCUCCUAG